Messenger RNA from Branchiostoma belcheri (Belcher's lancelet), 1735 nucleotides. RefSeq names its product phosphoserine aminotransferase-like. Gene Ontology annotation, molecular function: pyridoxal phosphate binding; O-phospho-L-serine:2-oxoglutarate transaminase activity. The transcript has 10 exons. Gene Ontology annotation, cellular component: cytoplasm. The record is from RefSeq and is a predicted model, not a curated record. Gene Ontology annotation, biological process: L-serine biosynthetic process. NCBI's taxonomy places the organism in Eukaryota, Metazoa, Chordata, Leptocardii, Amphioxiformes, Branchiostomatidae. Bases 94 to 1200 code for a protein of 368 amino acids.
CCGCCUCACUCACGUCCUACUUGUGUUUGGAAACCUUCCGGAGUAGUCCUCACGUGUUGAUCGUCGGACAUUAAUCGUAACCCUACAGCAAUCAUGAAUCGUGAUCAAGUCAUCAACUUUGCCCCUGGGCCAGCCAAGCUCCCACAAGAGGUACUUGAACAGGCCCAGAAAGACAUGCUGAGCUACAACAACCUGGGGAUAUCAGUGAUGGAAAUGAGCCAUCGGUCAUCAGAUUUCAGCAAAAUCAUCAACAAUGCCGAGAAUUUGCUGAGAGAGUUACUCCAAAUCCCAGAUAACUACAAGGUGCUGUACCUACAAGGUGGUGGAACAGGACAGUUCAGUGCUGUCCCACUCAAUCUGCUGAACCUGAAAGAAGGUCACACAGCUGACUACAUCGUCACUGGUGCCUGGUCAGCAAAGGCUGCAAAGGAGGCUGAAAAGUAUGGCAAGGUGAAUGUUGUCUACCCCAAGCUGGACAAGUACACAACCAUCCCUGACCCCAGCACCUGGACCCUGAACCCUGAUGCCUCCUAUGUGUACUACUGUGCCAAUGAGACCAUCCAUGGGGUGGAGUUCCAGUUUGUACCAGAGACUAACGGAGUUCCCCUGGUGGCAGACAUGUCCUCCAACAUCCUGACUAGACCUGUGGAUAUCUCCAAGUUUGGGCUGAUCUAUGCUGGAGCUCAGAAGAACAUCGGCUGUGCAGGAGUCACCCUGGUGAUUGUACGUGAGGACCUGAUCGGUAGUGCCAUGAAGGAAUGUCCGUCUGUGCUGGACUACAAGAACCAAGUUGGGAUGAACUCCAUGUUCAACACUCCACCAACAUGGAGUAUCUACAUCAUGGGACUGGUGUUCCAGUGGUUGAAGACGUUGGGUGGGGCAGCGGCUAUGGAGGACAUCAACCGGAAGAAAUCUGAAGCUGUCUACAGCACCAUCGACUCCCUACCUGACUUCUACUUCUGUCCUGUAGACAAGGCUGCCCGCAGCAGGAUGAACGUUCCCUUCAGAAUCGGCAGCCCCUCAGGAGAUGAGACUCUGGAGAAAAGAUUUCUGGAGGAGGCUCAGAAACGUGGAUUUGUCUCCUUGAAAGGCCAUAGGUCGGUGGGAGGGCUGCGGGCAUCCCUGUACAACGCUGUGACUGCCCAGGACGUGGACGCUCUGGUCACAUUUAUGAAAGAAUUCCAUCAAGCUAAUCAAUAAUUUGGACAGGUCACGAAAUGGACAUUGCCAUAUGUACUAGUUUAGGUCUUCAACACAUGUACAAUUUAUUCCUGGCUCUCAAAGCUUCUCAUUUGAAUGAAACCAAAAUGGUAGUCAAAAGAAACAAUUCCAUGUAUGUCUACAUAGUUCAAGACACUAUCAAACUGUUAUAAACUUUGAUUGGAAUAGAAAUUACUAUCAGCCAGAAAUAUGUAGACACCAACACAACCGUACCAGUAUUUAUUAAGCCUUUCUGUGAAGGUUUCAGGUGGACGACUAUCAUGGUUAUCUUUCAGAUCCCGUUGUAUAUUUUUUGCACGCUGGUUUCAUGAUGCCAACCCAAGAAAGGGAGCCACUUCUAUAUAGCAAAGGUUUUUGUCAUGUGGUACAUUUGGAUAUGUGUGGGGAUCUGAAAAAAGUAGAGGCUGGUAUCUGGUUAAUUCUGACCUUGAGCUUUAUAAGGGAUGCCAAAACAGAAAAAAAGGGUGUUAACGCCAGAUACCUCAUGUUGUAAAUAAAUACCCUGAAGACUCUA